AUGGCGUCCUUGCAACUUGGUCCACCAACAAAGCAAAAUAGCACAAGCUUGGAAAGCACAUUCAGAACAUUUUCCAAUAGAUUUUUAAAGAAAACAUCAAUUCAGUUUCUUGACAAUAUUUGCUCCAAGGAUUCUCGAGGAGCUAGUCGGAGUGAUCAAAUAACGUAUAGGAACUUAUCCUUACACACUCCCGUGCGUUUUAUACCUGAGACUGGCUAUGAAGACAUCCUUCCCGAAGAUUACUACCCAAGAAAAGUACAAGGUAUGGGCGUUCCCAUGGGGUUGACACUUGUUCUAAAUGCAUCCUUAAACGAAUAUUAUUGCUCAUCAUCCCGCAGUUUCGGUUUCAAGAUAAGACUACAUAUUCCAUCCGAUACACCACGAGUUGCUGACUAUGCAAAGCUGAUACCGACAAAAUACGAAACCAGAGUUCUUAUCACACCAUCUUAUCGGGACACAGCACAGGCCGUUCGUUCUCUUCCUGUCACCGCCCGGAAUUGUCUAUACAACUCCGAAUCAGAUUUGGAAUACUUUCAAAUAUACUCAUCGAACAACUGCGAAUUAGAAUGCACUUCAAAGAUAAUGGAAGAGGAAUGCGGAUGCGUGCAAACCUAUUUACCUCGAAGCUCAAAUAAAACGAUCACCUGCGGCCUGAAGGAUUUCAUUUGUUCACAGAGGGUUGAAAAGGAACUCAGCGGUUUAGUCAAUCCGCGGCGGAAAUGUAAAGAUUGUUUAUGGAGUUGUUCUUUCAUUGACUUCGAUGAAACUAUUUCACGGAGUCGUCUUAUGGAAAAUGCUCCUAUGCUGAAUGAAGUCCUUCCCGGAGGGUAUAAUGUAAGUGAACUGGCGGUGGUACACUUUUAUUAUAAUCGUAAAACAAUGAGAGUAACGCGAAUGGAAGCAUAUUUAGGAUUUCUGGACUUUUUCUGUAAGUAUGGUUGGAAAAUAUUUGGUUACUGA
Molecule: messenger RNA, 960 nt
Organism: Hermetia illucens (black soldier fly)
Lineage: Eukaryota; Metazoa; Arthropoda; Insecta; Diptera; Stratiomyidae
Product: pickpocket protein 28-like
Exons: 5
Coding region: 1-960 (319 amino acids)
Biological process (GO): sodium ion transmembrane transport
Cellular component (GO): membrane
Molecular function (GO): ligand-gated sodium channel activity
Source: RefSeq, a predicted model, not a curated record